CUUUCUCAAUCGGUGUCCGACUGUCGGGUGAAACGGUAUUGUCGCUUACGUUGGUCGCGUCGCGCGUUUUGCGGGUUUUCGCCGUUUUUCCUCGUGCAAGAGUCGGAAACUUCUUCGUUUUACACUUCGCAGAGUGUUGUUCGUGUUAUUCAGUGUUCUUCUUUGUUGAAUAUUCUGCGCGCCCGAUUGUGUAGCCGAAAUUGCAUACUGUAAGUGUUGUAAAAAAAGUGGAAGAAAAAUAAUCGGAAAACAAGAAAAAAGAUUUUCAUUCACAUAAAAGUGAGAAAGUAGAAGCAAAUCGUAAGUGUGUUACUAAAAAUAAGCAAGAAAAAAGAAGUGAAAAAAAAUCUGAAAGAGAUGGUUUUGGGCGCACUCAAAGUGCUGGAAAGCGAUGUUCGGCGAGCAAAAAAUUAGCAUAUGAAAAGUGCUGCCAACCGACUGUGUUGAUGUGCUCUGGAGAGGAAAAUUGAAUUCAUCAACCGCGGAGUUUGGGGGUAGUGACAAAGUAGGAAGAAAAAGUUUCAUAAAGAAAAUUAAUACCAAGAAGAAGGAGAAGAAGCCGAGCAGUGGAAAACGCCCGAAAAUUUUCACCGCUUGGAACAAUUAGAGGAUUAAGCCGGGGCUUGGAGACACUGCGGCGGCGGCGACGAGGCUCGGCAGCAGGCUUUAGUCAAGAUGUCGGCCGGACUGAUGUCGUGUGUCCGGGAGAACUCACCCCCGUUGGAGUGUCCCCCGGCGGCGUCCGCAGCCAGCAGCGAUGGCCAUGGCAUCAGUCACAGUAGCAGCGGCGGAGGAGGACCCCCGGGAACCAUGGCCAUGGCCGGCCCGGGUCACGGCAGCAUGAUGCUGGACCCGAACGACAUGCCAAUCACCAUCACCACCCCGGAACAUCUGCAGCAUCUUCAGCACCACCAUCAGCAUCACCAGCAAGUUCCCGCCGGUCAGCAGCAGCCCGGUGACACCAGCACAACCCGCCGCAAGCGCUUCCACCCGCUGCGGAACCUGCGGCGGAUCUUCCGGCGGCGCACGGUGUCCUCGGCGGAUGCGACCGCACCCCGCCAGCUGCUGGCGGCCAAAGGCAACAAUCUGCACCACCACCAACAUCCCCACCACCACCUGCAGACGCACAUCCACUUUGCCACUUCCGGCUGCUCGACGACGGACGCCACCCUGCCGCGGACCGGACUCGGCGUCCCGAUCACGAUUCGGGCGGACGCCGGCGGUGGGGGCAUUGGCCCGGGGCCGGCCGGAAUCGCCGGGGGUUUUUACAAGCGGGAAACGUACCGCCUGCGGGUCGACGCCGAUGAUCUAGACAAGGACAUGUCCGACUACCAACGGAGCCUCAGCGAGGGCCGGCUGGUGGAUAGUGACAUAAGCCGCGAUGGCUUGUCGCAGUCUCACGACAGUGUGUUCUCGGAGUCCGCCGGUACCGCAAGUAGUCUGUCCAUUACUCUUAAGAACGAACUGGCCGAUGUGCUGCGCAAGCGCCGAAAGGAUCGCGCCUCCGGUGGUGAAGCCUCCGACGAGGAUCUCGGACUGCCGCAAAGCCCCAUCACACCGCAGCGCAAGGACCGCGGUCGCAUCAACAAGAGUGAGGGUUCGCUCAGCAUACUCAGCAUGACCAGCUGCUCGAGCGAUCUGGAUCUGGAGGAACGAUCCGGCUCGAACGCCAGUGGCCACAAUCUGCUGCACCUGGACUCGUCCGCGGGUUCCAGUAUGUACAGUCGGUCGAUCCACGAUACGACCGAUGAUAAUGGUUCCGAUUCCCCGGCCGCCAAACUGAGCCAUUCCGCUGCCAAACACAAGCUAGCCGUUAGACCAAAGAAGAAGGGACCCACGCGGGCACGUGCUCGGCCACGAGAGUCCUCCGUCCUUCCCGCCACCCCGGAGGUCAACGAGGAGUCCCUGAAGCUCUCCACGCUGGACAUCCCCACGCUGGACCUGUCCCGAGAGGCGGAGGAAAAGUGCCACUCGCUUCCGUUCGGCAUCAACCCGGGCAUGACCACUACCGCGACGUCAUCGAUCCUGACUAGCAGCAGCAGCACGACCGUUAUUAACAAGUCUUCGCCGCAGCGGGAAUCGACGCUGAUGAGCUCCAAAAUGUCCGCCUCGAUGUCGCUGACGAGCGGGGCGAACUCGGCGAUCUACGUCAACAGGAACAUUUCCAAGAGUUACGAUUUCAAUGGGGGUUUGCAGGGUGAUGGUGAGGUUGUCGUUGAGGAGGUCGAACGGAACGGUUGCAAGGGCAAGGAGGACGACGGGUUCUUCAAGCGGAUCUUGAACUACAGCUUUAAGAAGAAGAAGCACGAGAAGGAGGAGCAACAGGUGGUUUCGCCACGCAAGGAAGACAACACCAGUACGGUUUACAUUACGUCCGGAGGGGGUGGGAUGACUCCAGAGCUGGGGGUGAAGCUGUCGCUUCCGGUGAGUGAGGCCGACGUGCUGGACAUGAGCGGGUACAAGAAGAUUAAAGUCGGACCGGCGUCGCGGCAGCGAGUGUUUCCGAAGGAUAUUUUUAAUCCAGAGGCGGAAGGCGUGGUGCCACCGCCGAGGGAGAGUCAACGGUACUCGUCGAACGUGGAAGUCAACCGGCACUCGACUUCGUCCAACGGAUCGAUUGUGAUUAGUGGAGUUGGGGAGUCGAAGAUUGUUCAGCACAAAAGUGAGGAGUAUUUGGUAUCCAAGAGUCGGAAGUUAUCCGAGUUGAGCUACGAUGACGAUGACGAUGAGGAAGAGGGCGUGCGGAAGUACCAGCAGAACGUGGACAAGGUGAAGAGUUCGAAGGUGUACGGAUUGAGUCCGUAUCAGCAGCGAAUUGCCAAGAUUUCCGUGAACCAAAGCGAGUCACCGAAAGAUAGUCCCACUAAGAGAAAGGCCGUCGAGAAGAGCAAGAGCUUCCGCGUGUACAGCAGUAAUACCGUUUCGAACAACCUGACCAACGCAAACAACUUGCCUAGUCUACCGAACCUGACAAACUCUCUCUCGAUCGGGAACUUUAGCAACAACUUCCUCGAAACGGAGCACAAAUUCUUCAGCAUGACCGAGAACAUCAACACGGGCAACCCGAAGAUCUUCAAAGACUACAUCACCAACGUGGACGAACCCCUCGAAGAGGGACGCAUGGUUUCAUCCAGCUCCUCCCUCCAAAAGUUCGAAAUCAACGACAACAAUCUGCUGAACCCGCGCGAGCAGGAACACGUCGAUCACCAGCCAAAGUCGAUCGUCCUCACGACCAACACGAUCCCCGCCCCCGAACCGAGCAUCCUCCACAAAUCCAACCAAAACAUCUCCCAGAUCGAGGAAACCAUCGACAAGCUCGUCUCCUCCCAGUUCGUCAGCAUCAUCAAGGACGCCGGAAGCAACGAUCGGCUGGACCAAUCCGAGACCCCAACCUCCACCGUCCCCGAGUUCAUGAAGAUCCAGCUCAACCGAGUGGACACCCCGAGCCGACCCAAGUCCAACGUGAUCCUCACCACCCCCCAAAGCAGCGUCGCCAGCACGCCCUCGCCAACCCCGGCCGCAGACGACGCCCUCCUCAAAACCCGCCGCUUCAGCAACGAAAACAUCGAAAUCAGCGAAAGCAAACCGCCACUCCCGCCGUCCGCCGUGAUCGUCGCAGCGCGUAACAGCUUUGUCGAUGCGCCACCGCGGAGUCCGCCGGCGUUCAAGCGGGCCGGUGAGCUCGGCUCGAAGCGCAACUCGAUGCACCUCAACCAUGAGAUUGGCGGCACGGACGAUCGGAAGGUGAUUCUGCAGCGCCGGACGUCGGUGACGGAGGAGAAGAUCAAGUACGAGCGGAGGAUUUCCUCUUCGUCGGAGGAUAUCAAGUUUGAGCGGAAGAAGUCCGGCUCGGAGGAGGUGCUGGAGAAGAGGAACAGCAGCGGAAGCAGUAAUUACAACAGCGGAUCGAGCAGCGGGGACGAGCUGGUGGUGCUGCGGAAGAAGUCGAUCGUGGAUAACUUUAAGGACAAGGACAAGGAUACGCCGGAGCUGAUGAAGGUGUUUGCGAGGAGGUCCCUAAAGCUGCGAUCGGACGAAGACUACCGAACCGGCGAGACCAAGACCCUCUGCAACGUCGACAGCGACAAGGAGAACCAGUCCAGCGAGGAAAAGCUCGACAAGAUCGUCAAGCCCGAAGUGUCGCUGAACGCAAAAACAAACACCAAGGAACCGUCCGACGGCAAAACCACCCCCGACAACACCUCCAACGAAGUUCUGCGCAAGAGCAACUCCAAGCCCUUUGGAGUGCCGAACCGCUUUGGAAACGCCAUGAACGUGCAGCAGACGCGGAACACGACCUCCUUUGUAGAGUUGCGCAAAUCGCUAAUCCCCGGAACGACGACGACGCCGACGACGGGAUCGCCAGCCCCCAACGGAACGACUCAGAACGGCACGAACAACAACAACAACCCCGCGUCCAAGAAUGGCGUCGAAAACGGUUCGCACGAGUCGGCGCCGCUGAACGGGAACAACAACUCAAACCGCCAUACUAUCGCCACCAUGAACCAGUUUAAUCUGAACGCGAGCAACAACAACAUCAACGGUGGGUUGGCCGCGAGCAAUACCAAUGGGACGACGGUUGUCGGGACGACCAUUGAAGCGCUGGGGGAGGUGAAUGAGUUUAAGGGGAUUCUGCAGCGAAGGGCCGAGUGGGAGAAGCGGGCCAAGGAGGGGUUCAAGUAAGGAGAUUGGUACCCAGUGCCAAACCAAUAAAAUCUGGUUGCUCAAAACCAACAACUUCCGAAUAAUCCGGUAGAAAUCUAGCGCACUGUAGAUCGGUGCGCGGGUAGUGAAAGCGGUAGAGUUUGCAACACUUUUGCUCACAAAAUUUAGAGAAGAUCCGUAUCUAUCAGCUAAAACUAGAACGAAAAAAUGAUCGCGCUCAGUCGUACGUAGAGGAAACUAAAACAAUAAUUUCAGUGUUCUUUCCACGUAAUGAUCUCCCCCACCGAGCAACAAUUAUUGAAGGAAUAGCAAAAGCGCGUACCUUAACGGCACAGAUAGCACGAAGUCCCAGAGCGACAAGCUGAAAUCGCAAAUCCAAAUCAAGUGUCAUUCCGUCGAUUUUUUUUUUUUGGAAUCUGCAUGAUGCAAUCUCAUUUCGACCCCAGAUAAAAUCUGGAGCUUUUUUGGAAAAGGUCCAAUAAACCAAAUUUUCAGUUUUUGCUUUUUGGAUGUUUAUGAAACCGCCUUGAGUAGGGGAACAGCAUCUAAUUCCAGCGUGCCUCUAAUGUUGGCAGGUCAGAACUUUGACAUUCAAUUAAAGCUAAUUAAAAGCGUUUUCAUCUGAAAUCGAGUGAUAAAUAGCUCAAUAAGAAGUGAGCAAGCAAGUUUCUGUCAAUAGUUUUGCAAAAUUAGUUGUUUAAAUAGUGAAAAUCAGCAAAUUGGAUGGAGUUAGGAGCGAGUGCUUAACCUGCCAAACAUACGAGAAUUUCCCCUAAGAGGUAUUAAAAAACACACAAAAAGCAAAAACUAAAAAUUUGGUUUAUUGGACCUCGUCAAAAAAAAAAAAACUCCAGAAAUAAUCAUUUCUGAGCUUUGCACUAAUAAAAAAAAACUUGUGGGCUUAUUUUUAAAGGUAUUCUUUUAAGCCUAUGUUGUGUUUAUUUCAGAAUCAAUAAUUAUUUGGUAUUUGCACGGACAUUUUAAUUUUAUGGAAAAAUUAUAUUGGAGUCUAAGAAAAAAAUAUAUCCAAAAAUGUUUGGUUAAUUAUUAUGAAAGAUUUAAUUAUUGGAGGUAAAAAAUUCCAAUUCAUUUUUUCAGAAAUUUUAAACAGAAAGAAAACAUGACAAUUAUCUAAAAAUUAUUAAAAAAUCGAUCUCUCGUUUUAUAUUUUUCACUUCGUUUGAAAUAAUUUAAAUAAAUUGAAAUAGUUCCACAAAAGUUUUCUGAUUUUUCUAGAUUUUUGUCAAAAUAAUGAUUGAAAUGGUUACUUAUACCUUCUAAACAGACAGUUGGACUGUGUGGAAUGUUAUUCGUGAUUAUUCUAAGUUAAAAUAAUUUUGCUGAAACAAUUUAAGUUAUUUUUUUUUUGAAAAUAUAUGGCCUAAUGGUAAAUACAUAUCUUGACUAAAUCUUGAACCAUAAAACUUCAAUAAUUUUUUUUCGAGAUGAGAGGGCCUUUUCGAAACGUGCAGAUUCCAUGAGAAAAUGAGAUCAGGAAUGACCACAAUUUGUUAAUUUUUGACCAAGAAGAAAUCUAAAGGUGCACUCGCGUUGCGCGAGUAAUAAAUCGUUGUCGUUUGUCCCUGCAAAACUUUAAUCGAAGACGAAACCGUAGUUAGCAAAAAGGAAUUGUUAGAGCACCCCUUUCUCUCUUCUGAGUGUUGUGCUAGGCUGAAUGUGUUGAUUUUAUUGCAUAUUUAUAACACAAAGGAAAAGCUUGAUUUUUAUAGCUGACACAUACACUUGAAUCGCUACGAAUUUGUCAACACACUCAAUGUGACGCAAUCAAGCCUUAGCAAUAGAAGAAAAGACACGCGAUCGCGGUUUAUUAAAUUCGAUUGUUUUUUCCUAUUAUUAUUAUCAUUGUUUAUACCUUUAGAGACUUACUUGUUGAGGCAAAACACACACACACAAUAAUUAAACACGCGAUAAUCAAAAGUAAUGUUCAUUUCAAAUACUAAAACAAAUGUGAUAAGAUAUUAAAUUUACACGGAAAAAACACACACUCACACACGUAAGAAAUGUAUACACACACACACCAGCGCUCACAUGAAUAUGUGUUUGCGUGAUAUUUUAGAAAUUGUAUUAUUUUGUGAGAAUCGGAAAAAAGCAACGUCUAUUUCUCUCUCUUGUAUAUUUUCCAAAUAAUCGCUUACAUUAUAUCUACUAAAUUACCUACCGCGUCGUCGGAUCGAGUCGUAAUAGCAAGAUGAAUUUUGUAGAGUAAACUUCCCGUAUAAUAUUAUUGAAUAUUUUGAUAAAAUACGAAAUAUUAUUUGAUACACACGUAGAUAUUGUAGGAUUAUAUUUUUAUAAAUAGCAAACGAAAGAAAAGGAAGUGAUUCUUGCAGUGAAAUUGAAUUGUAAAUAACAAGUAUAGUUUGACUAUUGCUACACACAGACACAUUUACUUAUUAAAUUUAGAUUUUAGCAACUCAAAUGCUUUUCACAUAGCUCGUUGAUUGGAAAUCAAAUCUUUACAUAUUUAUGAAUGGUUAUACCAAUAGGAAGCGAAAAUAUUUCAUUAGCUAUUCGAAAAAGUUAUCAAAGUCAAUGUGUUUAGACUAGUAUCGAGUCAGAGAAUCAAAAUCGAAAAAAGAAAUACUUAUCGUGUUGCAGACAUCAAACUUUCACUCAAACACACUAAUAAACUGAAAUAUUUACUGAGUGUUGUAGCAUUUUAUUCGAGAUCGUUUUACACACCACACCUUCAUCUGAGAGACGCAAAACACGUAAAAUUUCCACUAUAAUCCAAGCAAAAAAAGAAAAUAUAUUUAUCCUUGUGAAAAAAAAAACAUGUUGACAAACUACGAAAAACGGAGUUUACUGCAAUUGUGACCCCUCUUUGGAAG
Messenger RNA from Culex pipiens pallens (northern house mosquito), 7517 nucleotides. RefSeq lists its product as uncharacterized. Bases 676 to 4683 code for a protein of 1335 amino acids. The transcript has 9 exons. The record is from RefSeq and is a predicted model, not a curated record. NCBI's taxonomy places the organism in Eukaryota, Metazoa, Arthropoda, Insecta, Diptera, Culicidae.